Molecule: messenger RNA, 1677 nt
Organism: Myxozyma melibiosi
Lineage: Eukaryota; Fungi; Ascomycota; Lipomycetes; Lipomycetales; Lipomycetaceae
Product: putative NADPH2 dehydrogenase chain OYE2
Exons: 1
Coding region: 225-1316 (363 amino acids)
Molecular function (GO): NADPH dehydrogenase activity; FMN binding
Source: RefSeq, a predicted model, not a curated record
GUGGUUCAAUGAGAUCUCGGGCGCGGAUAAGAUUAGGCGAGAUAUCGUCGUAUUCGUAAUUUAUCGAAAGAGAACCAAACCUCUCCUCGGGUGCGCGCCUUCAUCCUCCUCCUUCCCAAACCUGAUACUCGCUCGCCUUGCAUUGUUCUCAUUGUUCUCACGUAACUGCAUUAAACGCAAUUGACCACCAUCUGCCUCUUUUUCACCACAUCAAACCCUGCAGAAUGUCGGAAGAAGACGUGCUCUUCACGUCCAUCAAAGUCGGCAAGAUAACGCUCGGCCACCGCCUCGCGUUCCCGCCAGUGACCCGCUACCGCUGCGACGACGACGGCACGCCAAACGCCGACCUCGCGCCGCAGUACUACUCCGAGCGCUGUCUUGUUCCCGGAACGCUGCUGAUCGCGGAAGCAACGGACGUCAGCUUCCUCGGCGGCGGGUACCCCAACAGCCCCGGCAUCUACACCGAUAAGCAGAUUGCGGGGUGGAAGAAAGUGACGGACGCGGUGCACGCGAAGAAAGGGUUUAUCUUUUGCCAGGUCUGGAAUCUGGGAAGAGUCAACCCCGGCACGAGGCAGCCUGACGUGUUUUCGGCCAGCGACGUGCAGAUGCCGGACCGCCCCAAGCCCCGACCGCUCACGAUCGACGAGAUCCACCAGAUGGUUGAGGACUACGGCACCGCGGCCAAAAACGCGAUGAAAGCCGGGUUCGACGGGAUCGAGAUCCACGGCGCGCACGGGUACCUCGUCGACCAGUUCAUGGAGGACAUCACCAACCUCCGGACGGACGACUACGGCGGGUCGAUCGAGAAGCGCGCGCGGUUCGGGCUCGAGGUGGUUGCCAAGUGCGUCGAGGCGAUCGGGGCCGAGAACGUGGCGAUCAGACUGUCGCCGUUCUCGAAAGUCCAGGCGAUGAGAAUGAAGGGGCUGUACUCGCAAUUCUCGUACUUCAUCGAGCAGCUCCAGGACCGCUUCCCCGGCCUCGCGUACGUGCACAUGGUCGAGCCGCGGACGGCGGGGAACAACGAUCAGAUUGCGGAAGAAGGCGAUUCGACGGAGCCGUUCUGGAAUCUGUGGAAGGGAGUCUGGAUCUCGGCCGGAGGAUACAAUCCGACGACGGCGCGCGAGUACGCGGCCAGCCAUCCAAACUCGAUCGUCGCCGUCGGACGACACUUUUUGUCAAACCCGGAUCUGGUGGCGAAGUUUAAGGAGAACAUGGCGUUGGACGCGUAUGAUAGAAGCACCUUUUAUAUAAAUAAGGCGAAGGAGGGGUAUCUUGGAUAUACAUAUGCGCCCGAGUUGAAAGGCAAGUAUUAUUAGAGUAUGAUAGAGGCCUGCAUGCAUUAUGUAUAACACGAUUAUGUACGUUUGCGCGUAUGACAGAAACACGUUUUAUAUAAACAAGGCGAAGGAGGGUAUCUUGGAUAUACAUAUGCGCCCGAGCUGAAAGGCAAGUAUUAUAGAGCACGAUAGAGGCCUGCAUGCAUUAUGAAUAGAACACGAUUAUGUACUUUUGCGCGUAUGACAGGAACACGUUUUAUAUAAACAAGGCGAAGGAGGGUAUCUUGGAUAUACACAUGCGCCCGAGCUGAAGGGAAAGUAUUAUUAGAGCACGAUAGAGGCCUGCAUGCAUUUAUGAAUAGAACAUGAUUAUGUACUUCUAUAUGUCUAUCUGUAUGUA